AUGACGCCAAGCCCGUCGCCGAGCACCACGCCGAGCACCAAGGCACCCGAGCCGAGUCCGUCGCCUGCUCCGUCGCCCAACACAGAUGCGCCAAAGCCGUCGCCGCCGCCGUCGCCAUCUCCGUCGGCGGCAACACCACAACCGCCGGCGCCUAGUACGCACGCGCCCGCGCCGUCUGCAUCGCCGUCGACACCGCCUGCCAGCCCAACGGCAUCUACCAGCCCACCCCGCACGGACCCGGUGCCGACGGCAGCGACCACCGAACCCAGUAACGACUCGAUCUCGACGCCGCCGUCCACAACAAAGGAACCGCGCUCUACAAAUAGUACCACGACAGGCGACGCCUCCAGUGACUCUUCGUCCAGCACGACGAUCAUCGCCGUCGGCGUCUCGGUCGGCGUCAUUGGGCUCGUCGCCCUCGUGGGCUUCCUCGUCUUCGUGCAGCGCCGCAACGGCAAUGGCGACGACGACGACGAUCUCAAGGAAAGCAACCGCGGGUACGCUUCGACGACAUAUGGUCGCGCCACGUACGGUCGUGCGACCUACGCGUCGGGUCCUGCGCCGCCGCCGACGUCGUCGCUCGUGGCACCGUACUUGGCGUCGUCGUUCAAGGCGCCGUUGCCCGAUGUCUACGACUACCCGAACGACAAUGUCGCGCGCCCGGCGCCGCAGCGCGAGUUCGUGCGACCGACGGCCGAAUCGGGCCACUCGGUUGCAAUGCUCGAGUCGCGUGUUUCACACAACUGGGACUCGGUCGGGACAGACCCGCUGGCGAGCGACGCGGGCUCCAACGCCAGCGACGUCACCGGCGGCUACCAAGGGUCCGAGGACCGCAGCAGCUACAGCUCGCUCAUGCAAACCGCGCGGCAUCUCAACAACGACUCGUUCUUGUCGGCCAAGAGCUCCGACGCCGACGACGACGAGCGCGACCCGUCGAUUUCCAGCGACGGCUUCAGCGACCGGGAUACCGUCGUCUACCUCGGCGCUGUCUAA
This is a messenger RNA of Saprolegnia parasitica CBS 223.65, 993 nucleotides long. RefSeq lists its product as hypothetical. The coding region runs from base 1 to 993 and encodes 330 amino acids. NCBI's taxonomy places the organism in Eukaryota, Oomycota, Saprolegniomycetes, Saprolegniales, Saprolegniaceae. The record is from RefSeq and is a predicted model, not a curated record. The transcript has a single exon.